AUGUCCCAGAAGGGAAAUUAUCCCGCACCUCCAAAGUAUCUCAACGACUUCAGCAAGGCCCUUGCGAGUGAAGUUCGUAUCCUCCUUGCUGAGGUUGGAAAGCUAAGAGAUGAGCGGCGACAACUGCAAUACGAGAUCGCUGAGCUCAUGGCCGUGAAAUCCAAGUUUGGUGGUGGAGGCGAGUAUAACUCGGAGUGGAUGCCCAAGCACGAAGAGCCUCCCGCGCCUGCGUCCCCUGCACCACCAACUGCGCCAAGUGUAAUUGACGACGGUGCUCCCGCUCGUCCCGCGUGGCGCACAGUGCAUCGACGGGAAGAGCGUCGUGCGAAAGCAAAGGCCAAGGCCCUCCCGGCGCCUGCUCCUGCCCCGCCCGCCAUUGCCGCAGCUCCGGAGCCCUCAAAUCUACCUGCCUGGGCACAGUGGAAGCCUAAUCCGUUGUUAUCUCCGGCGCCGAUCAUGGGCACGUCUUCUUCACCUCUGCCCGCUGACGUCCCGAUGCCGCGUUCCGGCCUGUUCGGUGCGUCGGCAUACACAGUAUUGGAUUCAUCAGCGCAUCUCACGUUUUCUGCAUGUUCACAACAGGCCCUCCGACGCCGCCACCCAAGUGAGCUUUCGACGCGCGGAAAUAUAUACAUUGGGCUCUCGUUGCGAUCGAUCACUCAGUUUCCACGGUUGGAGUCUUGUUCACCACGGGAAGGAUAUGUAUAUCCAUGA
Dichomitus squalens LYAD-421 SS1 is the source of this 714-nucleotide messenger RNA. RefSeq lists its product as uncharacterized. Bases 1 to 714 code for a protein of 237 amino acids. NCBI's taxonomy places the organism in Eukaryota, Fungi, Basidiomycota, Agaricomycetes, Polyporales, Polyporaceae. The transcript has 5 exons. The record is from RefSeq and is a predicted model, not a curated record.